CUUCAAUAAAUUGUAUGUUAACAAAAUAAAAUAUAUUUCGGUGCUCAAUGCUCCAAACUUUGAAAGCAGCCGCCGCCGAAGUAACUGAUUGAACCGAACCGCCGAUUGCCGCGUUUGCGACUGCGCCUGCGAUUCUUAACCAGCUACUUAAACAAUUUGAGAGCAAGCUACGAAAUUUGUUGGCAUUCUUUCAACCUUUUGUAUCGAACUACGCGACUUGCAGCAAUGGCGCCCAAAAAAAGUCAAGGCGCACGUCGCCGCGGUCCAACUGUGUCGCUGCACGAUUUUUUGUUCGGCGAUGAGGAGGCAACUGCAGAAAAACCAAACCAGAACAUAACAGAUCCGUCGAAGAGUAGCUCCCGUAAAAAGAAUACCCCAAGGAAUUAUAAGCCAAAGAAGCCAAAAUCAACAGACGCCAAACCGUUGAUGGCGACUCGCGAAGCCAGCCGCUUCCGGGAUAAUUCAUCUACAAAUGAUGGUAAACCAGCCAUGUGCGCCCUUGGAUGCGUAGAGGAAUCAAAUCAACAGAUACCAAUAAAUGGACACCUUACAUCGCAAGAAGCUGCUCCUGGUGGCAAUUCAAACAUUCAGCAAUUUACUGAAAGUCAGGCACACAAUGCACUUGUCGCGGGACUGUCCAAAUUGAUGGCUGAGAUAGCAACUGAAGCUGUUAUAUACUCAGACUCAUACGACCAACCAACCAUGGGGAGCUCUCAACCCAAACCCCGACGCAGAAGACGACGUAACCAAAAUCAAAGACGUGGAGGGGCCGGAAGACGCGUAUGGCCGCUUUCUAUGCAGGAUGGAUUUAUGCCGCCCAAUAUCCGCCGCAUGCCAGGGAACUUCCCGCAGCCAAGAUCCACAUUGCGGACACAAUCUCAGUUGGACAACGAGCCGACAUAUUGCAUCGAUGAAAACUAUAACAUAUUGCCAAGCGAGCCCAGUCAGUGGAAGCGCAAACAUAGGGGCGGACGACGACGUAGGCAGCGAUCCAGACGUCAGCGUCAUAUUGAAGAGACUGUGGAAAUGGAAAAUGCUUUCGUCGAGCCAACCCCACCGCCACCGCCACCGCCUCCACCAUCGGCACCGCUCGCUUGCCCUUGCGGCUGCCAGGACAUAGCCCCGGAACCGGCUUCGUCUUCAGAGUCGCAAAAUCUUUUAGUUGUUCCUGUGGAUGAGUAUGUGACUGCAACGGGCGGCUUCAAGAAGGUGACCAUACAAAUGCUUGUAACACCGAGACGUAUCGAUGUACCAGAGCAUGUAACCACAUCGUUGGUGCUCUAUCAUCCGGAGACGGGUGAGAUUGCGGCACGUAAUGACAAUGAUAAUGUGUCCCACUGCGGUGGGAACAGAUUGGAGUGCGAGUGGUUCAACAGUUUGGGUAAGGUGCAGCCCAUCCAUAUAGAGAUGUGGCGUCGACCGGGUCAGAUCUUGCCACAGUUUCUGGUGCCAAAAACCGAGGGUAAUUACAUACCAUACUGUCGCAUUCCAGGCGAAAUGUUCUCAUUUCAGCCAGCACCCGAAGUGCCAGAGUCUGCGAUAAAUCCAAAUCAGGAUUAUCACGCAAAGCCCGGCACUGGCUUUUACUAUCCUGAGCCAGAACAAGUUGGACCUGGACAGCAACGAACAGUUCGCGUUCAGCCGCGAUUCGACUGCACACAGUCGGCAUUCAUAUUCAAACCAAUUCAUGCUGAAUAAGCCCAUGCUGUGCCCAAUCCAUAGCCAUACGUUCCAGACUUCAUAC
Messenger RNA from Drosophila subobscura, 1744 nucleotides. RefSeq lists its product as uncharacterized. The record is from RefSeq and is a predicted model, not a curated record. NCBI's taxonomy places the organism in Eukaryota, Metazoa, Arthropoda, Insecta, Diptera, Drosophilidae. The transcript has 5 exons. Bases 226 to 1698 code for a protein of 490 amino acids.